ACUCUCCCUCACUCCGCUGUUGGACUCUUCUUGCUUCGGACUCUGACUGAAGGCAGAAAAUAUGAAAUAAGAUUUUACACAACAAAGUUUUCGGCGGCCGGAGCGUCGAUGCGAAGCUUCUGCAGAAACUCGCCGGUUUUGUUUCCUCUUUUCUUGGGGAAGAAAACAGAAAUCUGGGAGUCGCGCCAUGGUCUGUGUGGAGGAUCUGCUCAGUCCAGGACCAUGACCAGCGGCAGAUCCCGCUCUGCUCCUUCUCAAGGCGACCAAAUGACAUGAAGGAUUGAGGGUUUGAGGACACAGCACCCCCUGCUGGACUCCGGCUGCACCUGCAGGCCAUGGCCGAGCCCAGUUACUCCGACCUGAUCGCCAAACAUUACAACUACACCGGCAAGUUCCGCAAGUCGACCCAGCAGGACUCGGGUCUGAAGGCAGACUCGGUGAUCUUCAUCAUCGUCUGCUGCUUCAUCAUCAUGGAGAACAUCCUGGUCCUGACCACCAUCUGGAGGACCAAGAAGUUCCACAAACCAAUGUACUACUUCAUCGGGAACCUAGCGUUGUCCGACCUGCUGGCCGGCGUCGUCUACACCGCCAACAUCCUGCUGUCCGGCGCCAACACCUACAAGCUGACGCCGACGCAGUGGUUCUUCAGGGAGGGCAGCAUGUUCGUGGCGCUGGCGGCCUCCGUCUUCAGCCUGUUAGCCAUCGCCAUCGAGCGCCACCUCACCAUGCUGAAGAUGAAGCUGCACAACAACGGGAACACGUUCCGGGUUUUCCUGUUGAUCAGCACCGUGUGGAUGAUCGCGGCGGUGCUGGGCGGACUGCCCGUGAUGGGCUGGAACUGCAUCCGGAGCAUGCCGCAGUGCUCCACCGUGCUGCCGUUGUACCAUAAGACCUACAUCCUGUUCUGCACCACCGUCUUCAGCAUCAUCCUCAUGGCCAUUGUGGUGCUCUACGCCCGGAUCUACGCACUGGUGCGCACCCGCAGCCGCAAACUAGUCUUCCGCAAAGUCACCAACGGCCGAGGCAGCGCCAGCGCCAACAACAAGAGCUCGGAGAAGUCGAUGGCGCUCCUGAAGACCGUCAUCAUCGUCCUGAGCUGCUUCAUCGCCUGCUGGGCGCCGCUGUUCGUCCUGCUGCUGCUGGACGUGGCGUGUGAGACCCUGACCUGCCCCAUCCUCUACAAGGCCGAGUGGUUCCUGGCGCUCGCCGUCCUGAACUCCGCCAUGAACCCGCUCAUCUACACGCUGACCAGCAACGAGAUGCGCCGGGCCUUCCUCAAGACGCUGCUCUGCUGCACCGCCUGGAUCCGGCCCAAACCCAAGUUCACGGGACCGAUCAUGGGCGCGGAGUUCAGCCGCAGCAAGUCCGAUAACUCCUCACAUCCCAACAAGGAGGAGGCGGAGUACUCACCCAAGGAGACGACGGUGGUGUCGUCCGGGAACCUCACCUCGUCGUCAUAAACCCAGAGACUGGACGGGUCAGACUCAUUGGAUCGGAACUCUUUGGACUAAUGGAGACUCUUCAAACUGAUGAAACCCGAUUAGUGGAAAUCCACUCUGCAUGUAGCUCUUAAUGUCCGUAACUUUGAACCCAGUCCAAUGUGAACUGGUGUUGUGGAUGAAACAGAACAUUUUCCUGAAGAGAAGGCGACGGGAUACUGGAAGCACUGGGAAGGUUUAGACCAGCUCUAGAAGGGAAACGGGUUUUUUCUUUAACCAGACUUUAUUCUCACCCUUCUAGACCAACUAAAACUUGUAGCACUUAAAUACACUACUGCCAAUUAUUUAAGAGAUUAGUUCCUAUAAAAUGUCUCUCCUCAUCCACUGCACUUAAAGAAACACCAUAAUCUGGAGACCUGGGUGUGAAAUCUCUGUAUCAGGCUGAGGAAAAAAAUCUAAUUACCAGAAUAAAGUUGUACAACAGUAAGUAAAAAAACGAGAAUAAAUGAAUAUUACUGGAAAAAACCUUAUACAGCAAGUCAAAAAUACUAAAAUAAACUCAUUUCAAGAAAAACGUUUGUACAACAUAAAGUCAUAUUACGAGAAUUCAGUCGUAACAAGCCAAGAAAGAGUCACAAUAAUAAAGUCAUAAUAAUACAUAAAAAGUCAUAUUAUUGCAAGAAAAAAAUCUUACAAAAAUAAAGCCACUAUAAUAUGAGAAUAAAUUCAUAAUAUUACCAGAAUAAAGUUCGACAAACAGUCAUAGUAUGACUGUAAGAAUGAGAAAAAAUCUGAAUAAAACAAGAAAAAAAUACAAUAAAAGUUUUAAGAAAAAAGUCAUAUGGCAAAAAUCAUGAUAUUAUGAGAAUAAAGUCGUAAUAAUAUGAGAAUGAACUCAUAUUACCAGAAUUGUUAUUAUAUUUGUAGACUGAAGUAGUAAAUUUAUAACUCCUAUGAAAAAUAGUAAAAUAUAAUGAGGAAUAUUAGACAUAGGAAACUUAAUCUUUUAACACAUCAGUAUCAAAAUGUGCCAGAGAUGAAAUAAUUAAUUUGAAGAAACAUUCACAGACCAGACGAGCUGGUUGAAGUUUUACACUCAUUAAAUAACUUUUUUUAGUAAUUUUAUGUUUUUCUGGUAUUUUUGUGUCUUUAUUCUGCUAAUAUUAUGACUUUAUUCUUGUAAUAAUAAUAGUAAUAAUGAAAAUGAUUUAUUCUGGCCCCAUUUCUCCUUCAUAGAAGGAGGCUGUUUCCUGUUUGCUUUUUAAUCUCGUAAAUAGAGGAAAAAUAUCAACUUUUUAGCCAUUUUACACCAUUCAAGAACUAACGAGUUCAAAUAAGAAAAAACGGUUUAUUUGUAAAAAAAAAAAAAUGUAAAAAUUAAAAUAUA
Xiphophorus maculatus (southern platyfish) is the source of this 2826-nucleotide messenger RNA. RefSeq names its product sphingosine-1-phosphate receptor 1 (gene s1pr1). The transcript is spliced from 2 exons. Gene Ontology annotation, biological process: sphingosine-1-phosphate receptor signaling pathway; angiogenesis. Lineage: Eukaryota; Metazoa; Chordata; Actinopteri; Cyprinodontiformes; Poeciliidae. The coding region runs from base 336 to 1460 and encodes 374 amino acids. The record is from RefSeq and is a predicted model, not a curated record. Gene Ontology annotation, cellular component: membrane. Gene Ontology annotation, molecular function: sphingosine-1-phosphate receptor activity.